AUGGCAGCCAUAGAGGAUAGGAAGCGGUCGCUUCCCGACGCGGAUACACACGAAACAAAGAAGCAGAAGCCUUUGAACGUGUUGAGCGAAGACGGUCCCUUGACGCAACAAGACGUGGUAUACUUCCAGAAAGAAGCUAUAUGGCGCCAAAUGGAGAUCUACAAGCAAAAGGCCAAGUUGAUGGCACGCGAUCUCCAGAAGUACAAGCGCCAAUACGAAGCUAACGAAUUGAAACUCAACAUCCUUGACUUGUGGUAUGAACAGAUUAUCACCUUGUUCAACGGAAAGAUAGAUACCGAGAACUCCGAACUCAACGAGAGCUUGUUGAUCAGAGUCACCAAUAAUGAUGAAUCGUCGUCCAUUGAUGAUGUCUUAGAAAGAAGAAGAGUUCAUUUGUUGAAAGUGCUAAGUCCCAUCAUUGACAGCUUGAAAUCGUCUGCUCUGGAGGAGUCUCGGGAAUUAAUUAAUAAGUUAGAGAAGUUGAAUUCAGAGUUGACCUCGGCUAAGGCUUCCAACGAAUCAUUAACCAAGACUAAGUUGGGAUUGGAAGAAAAGGUAGAGACCCUACAACAAGACAUAUUGAACUUGAUAAAAGAAAAGGAGAGGGUCAACUCCAAGACACUUCAAAGACUUGAUGGCAACAGCAAUAAUGAUGCUAAUGGUACCGACGAAAAAGAGGAUGCCCCCAAUGGCCAAACAGAAGUGAAACAAGAGGUCAAGCUUGAAAAAGAUGCCUCACCAGACGCCAAGCCAGUCGAUAACGAGGAAUAUGAACAGUUGACCAGUCAGCUCGAGGAAUUAAAGUCAACAAAUGCUUUGCUCACCUCUCAAAUCCAGGAAAUAACCGAUAAGAACAGCAAGUCACAACUCGAAAUUCUCCUGUUAGACACCAAGCUUCACAACUUGCAGGAGGCCGACUUAUCAGAUAACAUGUACUAUAAAAACGUUGUGAAAAAUAAUAGAAGUUUACAAGAUCAAAUCAUGAAAUUAACCAAGAUUAAUGAUGCUAAUAUAACCAGAUUGAGUGAUUUGGAGAGCAAACAAAAUGACUUGAAGCAACUGAUUUCCAAGCAAUUGGUUGAAGAAAACGAAUCAUUGAAGGAGCAGCUCCAUAAAAGUGAAGGUGAUUUGGUCCGGAUCAGAACUACCAGAGAUGAGUUAAUAUCGAAGCAAUCCAUAUUGAAAUCGCAAUUGGAAAACCAGAAGACCAAUGCAGAACUAAGCAAAUUAAACCAAGUGUUAAGCUCUCGGAUUGAACAGUUAGAAGCCGAGCAUUUGAGUAAAUUGACCGAGGAUAAUAGUAAAUUGAGUGAAUUAUCCAAGGAAGACUUGAUCAACCGAGUGAACAUCUUGAGCAAUGAGAUGAAGGAAAUCGAGGCGGCGUUCAAGGAAACCAGAGAAGUAUCAUUGAAGAAGUUGACCGGUGCCAUCGACCAAGAGAACCUUGUGAAGAAGCUCACUAUUGAGAAGACCAAGGCCGACCAAAAGUACUUUGCGUCGAUGCGGUUGAAGGAUUCGAUCCAGAGCGAAAACAAGGUGUUGAAAGCCCAGGUCAACAAGUCGCAGGACUUGAUCAAGAACUUGAACGAGUUGGAAAAGAACUACCUCAACAAGGUGGAUAUUUUGACCAAGUCCAUCAAUGACUACAAGACCAUCAAGGAGAACUCGCUCCAAGAAAAUGCCCAGCUACAGGACAGCGUCAAGGGGUUGAGGACCAGCAAAGAGUCGUUGGAGAACGAGGUGAAGAAGCUCACCAAAUCGCUUGAGGCGCGCACUGACGAGAACAGCCAGCUCCAAGCGGAGGUGGCCCACAGCAAAAUCACCAUCAACAAGUUGGAGAAGACGUUGAAGAGCACCGAGAGCUUGCUCAAGAAAUACAAGCAGAACAACACCUCGUUGAUUCUCCAGGAGGACGAGCAGCAGCUUGAAGCGUUGCGGUCCAUCGCCAAGUGCUCGGUGUGCUCCAAGAACUGGAAGGAUACCGUCAUCAGCGUGUGCGGGCACGUCUUCUGUCACAAGUGCACGCAGGAGAGAUUGGCAGCGCGUCUCAGGCGGUGUCCAUCGUGCAAUAAGGGCUUCUCAGCCAACGAUUUAUUGACCAUCCAUUUGUGA
Molecule: messenger RNA, 2112 nt
Organism: Suhomyces tanzawaensis NRRL Y-17324
Lineage: Eukaryota; Fungi; Ascomycota; Pichiomycetes; Serinales; Debaryomycetaceae
Gene: BRE1
Product: E3 ubiquitin-protein ligase
Exons: 1
Coding region: 1-2112 (703 amino acids)
Cellular component (GO): HULC complex; nucleus
Molecular function (GO): ubiquitin protein ligase activity
Source: RefSeq, a predicted model, not a curated record